Molecule: messenger RNA, 1035 nt
Organism: Diutina rugosa
Lineage: Eukaryota; Fungi; Ascomycota; Pichiomycetes; Serinales; Debaryomycetaceae
Exons: 1
Coding region: 1-1035 (344 amino acids)
Biological process (GO): fatty acid catabolic process; acyl-CoA metabolic process
Cellular component (GO): peroxisomal matrix
Molecular function (GO): fatty acyl-CoA hydrolase activity
Source: RefSeq, a predicted model, not a curated record
AUGUCCCAGUUUGACGCCAUUUACGAUAACCCCAACAUCUGUAAGCUCGAGGAGAAGCUUGACGUGAUUCCUGGCGAGCCGUCGGAUAAGCCAGGGUUCCACAACUACGUGGGCAAGUACCCGUUGCAACCGCCUCUCGACGGCGCCAGAGGUGUCUACGGCGGCGAGUUUGUCGCCCAGGGUACCUACGCCGCUUGGGCGCUGGUCCCUGACCCAGAAAUGUCCCCGCAUUCGCUCCACCUGUAUUUUGUCAAGGCCGGGUCCAGCGAGCUGCCAAUCAGAUGGGAGGUUCAGGAGAUUUCCAACACCAGAAACUAUGCCAACCGUCUCUGCCAUGGCUAUCAGCUGCACACGGGCAAGUUGUGUUUUACCCUUCAGGUGUCGUUUGUUCGCAACAACAAUGCCACCCGGCGGAACGAGUUGGGCCACAGGGAUGGGGUGCAGCCAUUGCAGAUUCAGCGCAAGCCGCAAGCGUUCUUCAACAAGUACAAGGACCGCCUCGAGUCGGAGCCGUAUUUCGAACACACCCACGGGCUCAUGCAAAACUACAUUCCUCGCGAGUUCCUUCAGACUGAUUACAACAUCGAUCUCAAGACGCGGGGGAAUGUUGAGUUUGGGUUUUUCACCAAAGUGAAUGACAAUUUAGACGUGGCGCAUAAUCCAGUUAAGGCCAAAAUAACCCUGAUGCUUUUCCUUCUGGACCUGUUCUGGCUCGCAACGCUUGCUAAAGCCUUGGGCUUGCCGAUAGCGGGCCACCAUUUCGAUACCGUGAAUUAUUUCCGUGUUUCGUUGGAUCACCAGGUGUACAUCCACGACACUGAGUUCGACCCCAGCCAGUGGAUGUUUAUUGAUUAUAAUUUCUCGACGAUGCGCAACGACAGAGUGUUGUGCCACUGUCAGUAUUACACUCUCGAAGGUAAGAUGGUGGCCCUGGUGGUGCAAGAGGCGUUGGUGUACUUGGGGGAGAAGAUCAUCCGGCUGGCGCAGACCCACUUUGGUCCCGAGCCAACUAAGCCAACGACUGCGAAGUUGUGA